This is a messenger RNA of Saccostrea echinata, 4786 nucleotides long. RefSeq names its product PWWP domain-containing DNA repair factor 3B-like. The record is from RefSeq and is a predicted model, not a curated record. The coding region runs from base 13 to 2988 and encodes 991 amino acids. Lineage: Eukaryota; Metazoa; Mollusca; Bivalvia; Ostreida; Ostreidae. The transcript is spliced from 18 exons.
UAAGUUGAUGGUAUGGCAUCACCUAGUAGCAGUCGAAGAUCAAUGAAUGAACUUUCGCCUGUGAUUAAAAAAGUAGACAACACACUGAAGGAGCAGUACAAGAUUGGAGACCGUGUGUGGGUGAAAGUCAAUAAACAGCCGUGGUGGCCCGCAGAGGUAGUUGAAGAUGAAUGUAUGCAAGAGCUGAUGUACGAAAAUAAAAGAAGGCCGGUAGUUGUCAAGUACUUAGGAGAAGAUGAAUAUGCUCGAAUUACCAGUCCGAAGUCAAUCUGCCACUACAAUUGUCCAAUGAGAGAGACACACAAAGUGGAAGGUCUUAGAAUGAAAACAUCGAAAGAUAAAGAAACAAGAGAAAUAUUUUUAAGGGCUUUAAAACUGGCUGAAAAUAUGGACAAAAAUUCAGACUUAGAAGACCCAGAGGCAUCAGUGACAGGUGAAACAGGUGAACACAGAAAACGUUUAUUCCAAUCAGAUCCAGACUUAAAAGAUGAUUCAGGUCAUCAGACUAAGGAGUCGGAGGAAUCAGUGAAUAUCAAAAAGACAGAUAAAUUAGGAAAAUCUAAAUCAAAACCGCAACUACAGGAGGAUCAUCAGAUGUCCACUGGACCUGUACCUGAGUCAGAGGAGAGGAUAAAUUCACCUAUCCCCCAGACGUGUUCCCCUAAUGCUGAUGAAAAGUCACAGUUCACCUGUGGGGCCUCAGUGUGGGUUAAACUACCCAGGCUACCUUGGUGGCCAGCAAAGGUGAAGGAAGUGACACAAAGCAGGAACAAGCCGUCUAUUUGUGUUGCAUUUUUCAAUGAAGACGACAUAGAGGACAUUAAAGACCUCAAGAAAAUCAAACAGUUUCGCUGCUCAGAGAAAGAAGACUUCCUCAAUAAAGGUAUAAAGACUCUAAAAACCAAACAGAAAACAGAUUUAUUUCAAACAGCAUAUGAAAUGGCUACAUCCAAUAUGUUUGAUAAGAUGUCCCUGAAUGUAGAAUGUGUUCCUUUAAAUCAAACCUCUAGUGACGAAACUUGUGCUAACCCAGACACUAUGGAUCCUGAAUCUAAGGUGACGUCACUGACUAGAGCCAAAAGAAAAAGACAGUCUGGCAGUGAAGAAAGUCUGUCUGGUAAAAAAAGAAAAAAACAUAAUAGCAAAACUAGUGACACAACAGUGAACCAGUCAAACAAAUCCACCAAUGAGAAAAAUCUACGUAAAUCAUCUGUCUCAAAAAGUACUCAAGGUGAUACAAAACCAAAGUGUUCAAGUUAUUCCAACGUAGAACCAAAAAGGAAGGGGAUAUCAGUGUCUAGGAAAAAGUUCAAGUCCGCAAACUGUGUGAAGACAACUAGUGAUAAUCAGGAAGAUCAAUUAAUGGAGGGUGAUGACUCAUUGCCACAAUUAAUGAAACGAAAUAAGACCAGGAAAGGCCAGAUCAAAAACUCUACCUCUAAGUUCACAAAAAAGAGGAAAACCAUGAAAAAGAAAAGACGGGGGAGAGGUGACACAAGAACGGAGAUACAGGAGGAGAGGGAUGAAGAAUUGUGUACGAGGGAGGAGACUGUUUACAAUGAGAGCAGUUCUCCAAUCUCUUAUGGUGGGAAGCUGGACUAUAAUGAAGCCAGUUCUCCAAUUCCAUAUGGUGGUAAAAUGGAUCACUCGGAAGGUAGCUCGCCAAUACCGUAUGGUGGAGACUUGAACUCUGAGAAGGCUUCGUGUCUUAUGGAAAAUAUCAGAGAAGACAAAGGUGUUCCGCAUGAUUCCCUGAAUCCAGAGACACUGAAACAUUCAUCAGACUAUGUGGACACUGGAGAGCUAAACAGCAAAACAGACACCAAGCAGCUUACUACCAAUGAUGAUGGGAAAAGAGAGGACUUUGACCCCAAUCUUGAUGCUGAUGAUUGCUAUGUAAGUGAUUCUGAUGAUGAAGAUUUACCAGAUGUACUUACGCCAUCUAGACAAGUAACAAUUAAAGAGAGAGACAUUGUAUGGGUAAAGUGGAAAGGAUGCCCUGUCUGGCCAGCUUUUGUCAGAAGACUGGGUAGAAAAAAGAGGAGGAUAGUUAAGGUGUCCCUUACUGUGAUUGAGCCUCACAGCUCUAUCCCUAAAAGACUGACCCUUAAUUACAAUCCAAGGACAGUAAUCCCUUAUAACACCCAGGAUUCAGAUAUCUUCAUGGAAAAGGGAAACAAUUUAGAGUGUGAGGGUCGGGAGAGAUUUACUAAGGCUGUAGAUACGGUACACAACUACAUGACCAAGAAGAUCCUGGGGACCCUGAGGAGAGAGGACACUGAAUUCAUGGAGUGUCUACAAGAGGAGGAAGAGGUUUGUGAGAAUUCCCCACCCCCAUCACCUGUCCCCCACACAGUGUCUCUCCCAGCCUCACCAAUGUCCACCCCCAGUGUAGACAGUGGGGAGAGUCUCAUCUUUAUAGGCUCAGAGGAACCUGACCCAGAAAUAACAAAAAGAUAUGAGAAGAUUAAAGAGAGAAAUGAGAGUCUUGUGAAGUUUUUAAAAUCUAGUGAAGUAAAGCAAUAUCUGAUAGAUAUCCUUACAGAGAAGAAGAAGAGUGAGAAGCAUACCACGUACAGAUACGGCCUAUCUAAGGCAAGGGACGGCCUUAAGAACCCUGGGUUUGGACCAAUCGCUGACGAGGAGCAGCAUGAUGACAUUUUGAACACUAUGUUGGCCUGGUACAAACAGGAGACAAGAGUUGCUAGUGACGAGUUCCCUGAUUGGAAUUAUGUCUUGGAUGUUUGGAUCCCAGAGGCCAUAGUCUAUGCUUUAAUAAAGUUGAAGAAGUACACUCGUAAGAAGGCAUGGCAGAGGUUUGAGAAAGGUGUGUACAUAACAAAGAAAGAGAGGGCGGAGGUCCACAAGUCGAUACUGGACAGUGCUAAAAGGAUAUCCCCCGAGGACGUCCAGAGGUACGAGGAGAAUCUAAAGGAUAGGAUGAAUGUCAUCUGUCAGCGGAGUGGACUCCAUAAUAUCAUCGUAUGAUUACUAGGACAUGAGUGAGACGAGGAGCUCAUGGAAAAAGUUAUGUAUCAGCAUUAAUGGAAUCAAAAAUAAUUUUUUUGACUGUUUGGCUGUACAGAAGAUGAUUUAUGAAAGGCUUGUCAUCCUAGGAUUACUGAGGCAUGUGUUAUGCUGGGGCUCAUCGUCUAUGAGCUUACUGAACUCAUCUUAUUACCAUGUUAUGAUGACUAGGGCACACAAGGGCAUGAGUUGUUCAAGAAUACACCAACAAAGUGAGGUCUACAACAUCAUGCUUUGGUGACUUGGGGCAUACAAUCAGUGAUAUAGAAAGAUGCCGAGGAAAUGAUUUUUUGUUUCAUUUGUUAAUUAGUGGACGCAAAAGGAUCAGUUUAUGACGAUGAUUUAACCUAGUCUAUCUUGCACGUACCACCUAGGUUUAUCACAUAAUGUUUUCAAAUCUCAUUACCUCAAUGCAAGCCUGUAAUAUCAUAAAUAUUUGCACCAUUAUGAAGCUUGUAAUUGAUUGCUUCAUAUAAUAGUUUGCUGACAUGUACUCAGGUACAAUCCUCAAAACUACAUUAUUGUUACAUAUACUUGUCAGUGGAAAUUAAUAUCCAUUAAAGAUAAUAUAUAUACAGUACGUCUUUUUGCGUUGUAAACAACUAUACGUAAAAGUAAUUUAAUUUAUAUGUAAAUUGAAUUAUUUUUCGUAAUUUGUUCUCCUUUCUCUUAGUUUUUUGCAAAUUAAACGUACAAGUAUUCACAGAGAAGUUUUAAAUCAAAUGUUUCUUUUUAAAUUGAAUGGAUUGUGAUGUGUGAUUAAAGCAUGAAAAUGAUCUGAAAGAUGACCAACAGCCAGUAUAUACAAUGUAGUUUACUAUAUAUUUUCUUCAUUGUUAAAGAAUAUAUACUUAACCUGCCAAUGUACUUAGGUAGAAAAUGAGAAUCUGCUUUAUAUGUAUAAUGGACUGCACUUUAGAAGUCUUGAAGACCUUCUAAAUUUCAGGAGGGGAAUUAAUUUACAUUUUAUUACUACAUUUGAAUUAAUUUUAAUGAGAUGAGGAGCAACUCUCAUAACUAUAGAUGUGGCUGUCUUUUUAAGGGAGAUAACUCUCUGCUUUGUGAGUGAAAUCAUUUAUAAAAUUUCUGUCUUCGACAAUGAUGCAUGCCAGAUUUUGUCCCAUAUUGUAUACAGUGUACUAUAAAUAUUUCAAGAUUUAUCUCCUUAUUUACAAGAAAAUUCUUCACAGAUCAAGGAUUGCUUCCCCUCCCCUUAACUAAGAGAUAUUUUGCAUCUUAAGGUUUGUGAAUGUAAGUGCUACAUGGUAGAUAUAUGUAUAUUGUAUAAAUGUAAUUAUUUGGUUGGUGCAGAAAGGUAUAACUAUAUGGAGAAAAAAAAAACCAUGUUAGGAAAACAAUAUGUAGCCUUAUUUCAAAUUUAUUUUGGAAAUGAUUCAUGGUGUGUAGAAUUUAGUGCAAUCAUGAUUUUUGAAUAAUUGACAAUGUAAAACAGAUGAUUUAUAAUUUCAAUCAAUUGUGAACAUGUGAUUUUUAAAUUCAGUGUUUGAAAUUUCUUUAUCUUUUAAUGAAAUUGUUUCAAGAAAAGGUUGGUUGUGAUUUUAAUAAUACUGUACAGGCAUUAAAUAUGACAGCGAAGAAGAAGGCAGUGAUUUAUUGUAAAAAGUAAAAGUCAAACAACUUCAAAUAAUAUAUUUGUUUAUAAUUAAUAUGUAAAUAGUUUUGAUUUUGUUUAUAAAAAUUUUAAUUAUGUUUUAAUUGUUAUAUAGUUUUAUAUGUUAGUACAAAUGAAAAGAUAGUA